Erythranthe guttata (spotted monkey flower) is the source of this 2878-nucleotide messenger RNA. The record is from RefSeq and is a predicted model, not a curated record. NCBI's taxonomy places the organism in Eukaryota, Viridiplantae, Streptophyta, Magnoliopsida, Lamiales, Phrymaceae.
CCGCAAUCUCCUCGUGGAAGAAGCUAGAUUCUACUCCUCAGUCAAGUCCGAGGUGGAAGCUAUCCACCCGGUGCUUCAGCUAAUGCGAUCGUUCCUCCAAAAAAGAAGCCGACGAGAGAUUGAGCAAUUGGGUGUCGGAAGUACGAGAAGCAGCCUACGACAUCGAGGACAACGUUGUCGUUUUCGUGGCCGCUAAGGUUGCCUCCAGGUUGUCGAGGAAUUCAUCAAACCCUUUGAAGAAAAUGGGUUGUUUCUUCAAGGAAAUCGUUGCCACUUACAGUGUGGGUACACGGAUGUCUGGUAUCAGAGCCAAGAUCACCGGGCUCACCGAGAGCUUGCAUGCAUACUUUCGGGAUGAACCCGAUUAUUGAAAGCUCCGGUGAAGGGACAGAUUUCAGGCGCCGGGCGAGGAUUCUCGAUUUGAGGCGGUCUUAUUCCCAUGUUGUGGACGAAGACUUUGUUGGGCUGGAGGGUGACGUCAAUAUGUUGGCUGCACAUUUGAUCGACGACGGGCAGAGAGAUAGAGUGGUUUCGAUAUAUGGAAUGGGGGGUCUGGGGAAGACCACCAUAGCUCGGAAGGUGUACACGCACGGUGACGUGAGGCGGCAUUUCGAUGUGUUUGCUUGGUCUUGUAUAUCCCAGCAGUGGGAUAAGAAGGAUGUUUUGCAGGAGAUACUGAUCAAGCUUAUACCCGAGAAGCGGGGCGAAAUCCUUGGCAUGAGGGACGAGGAAUUGGUGAAGGAGCUUCACUGUGUCCAGCUUAAGAAUAAGUGUUUGGUGGUUCUUGAUGACAUUUGGUCUGGCCAAGAUUGGGAGAGGUUGCAGCCCGCUUUCCCGACGACAAUGACGACCAGGGCAGCAGGUAGCAAGAUUCUGCUCACGACUCGCAACAGACAAGUCCCGGAUCUUGCGAACCCUAGUGGUUUUCUUUACGAACCGAGGUUUUUGAGCAUUGAGGAGAGCUGGGAGCUACUCAGGAGGAAAGCAUUUCCCAAAAGUGAAGAUAAUGUUGCUGGUAAGAUACUUCAUUUUUCCUUCUUUCAUCUUAUAUACUCAAGGCUCAUUAAAAUAAUACGAUAUGAUCUGGUAUAUGAUAACAUCACCUGGUACUUGGCCAGGGGCAGAGGCAACGGACAACAACAAGCUGUAAACGGCGUUUUGGCCUUCAGUUACCAUGAUCUGCCGUACAAGUUCAAGCAACCCUUUCUUUAUCUCGCCAAUUUUCCCGAGGAUUUCGAGAUAGAAGCCGAAAAGCUCUACCAGUUCUGGUUGGCCGAAGGUUUUAUAUCACGAGACGAUAGGGCUGAAGAAGAAACAAUGGUUGAUGUAGCUGAAAGAUACUUGGCCGAACUGGCUCAAAGGUCCAUGGUACAAGUCAAUGUCAAGGAAACUGCUGGCGGUUUUAAAAGCUGCCGCCUUCACGAUCUUAUGAGAGAUCUUUGUAUAAGUAAAGCCAAAGAAGAGAACUUUGCCAAAGUCGUCGAUUUCAGACACGAAUCGUCGAGCACCAACAACACAACAGCAACAACAAUGCGGAGAAUUUCCGUCUAUUUGGGCCGUAGUAACAUUGCAAAUUCCGAUCCAGUUGCUGCAUGCAGCGAAUACCGUCACAUCAGGUCGGCUUUCUUCUAUGCUAAUGAUCUUACGGUUGACUUUAUGCAACGUACGAAAGUCCACUUCAGCAACCUUGAAUUACUCAGAGUUCUCAACCUUCAAGGAUUUCGCUACCAGCUUCCUAAAACCAUCGGAGACUUAAUCCAUCUGAGGCACUUGAGCUUGAGCUUUUCUCAUUUCAAGAAGUUGCCGCCGUCGUUGGGCAAACUGAUAUUCUUGCAGACCCUCGAUUUGGAAGUGGAUAACGAACUGGAAGUCCCGAAUGUCAUAUGGAAGUUGGCAAGACUAGAGCAUCUAUAUCUUCCCGCCAAAUUUCAAACUCACGACAGCAAAAAGUUGAGGCUGGACGGACUGAGUGAGCUGGAGAUACUCGUGAACUUCAACACAAGAUUCUGCGACGUGAGAGAUCUCGAUACGCUGACUAAUCUUCGCAAACUAAGAGCAGCGAUAAACGACGAGCUGAACGACCUGCCAAACAUCAUCAAGUACAUAAGUUUCACGCAGAACCAUCUGAGGCGCUCCUCCCUUUCGAUUUCUUGCCCUCAGUUCUGCUCGGACGAAGAGCUGAGCCUGUUGAGAACAUUGCUAGGCUGCCAUCGUCUGUACAAGCUAUCCAUAAACAGGCGUAUAUCUAAGCUUCCGGAACAUUACCAUUUCUCGUCGAGCAUUGCUAAAAUCACCUUCAAGGCAUCCGCGCUCGACAAAGACCCAAUGGCAACACCGGAGAAGCUCUCGAGGCUGAGUAGUCUGAGAUUGUACGGCUCCUCCUACGUGGAAGAGGACAUGGUGUGCUCGACAGAUGGUUUUCCGAGGCUUUUGUAUUUGAAACUGUGGGACUUGCCGAAUUUGAAGAGAUGGAGGAUCGAACAAGGAGCUAUGCCAAAGCUCACACGUUUAGUCAUUGCGCAUUGCCGACAGCUGGAAAUGCUUCCGGAAGGUUUGAAAUUCAUCAGCACCCUUCAAAAGUUGAAUGCCAGGUGGAUGCCUGAUCUUUUCAAGGACCGGCUCAGAGCCGCAGAUGCUCGAGGAGAAUAUUUUUAUAAAGUCCGACAUGUGCCUGACGUCAAGCUCGAUUAAACCGGUUCAUAUCGACCAUAUGUAAGAAAUUCUACUUUGAUUUCUUGCUUGCUUAGCUUAAUCACUAUAUUGGUGGUGUUACUAUUUCCUUAUGUUCUACUGAGUUUCUAUCUAUGUUUCUACAUGCUAUUUAUCGUUUGGUAGGAAGAAUGUGAUAACAUGGGAUAUUGUUGUAACUUUUAUUUGA